Messenger RNA from Equus quagga, 9095 nucleotides. RefSeq names its product regulation of nuclear pre-mRNA domain containing 2 (gene RPRD2). The transcript has 12 exons. Gene Ontology annotation, molecular function: RNA polymerase II C-terminal domain binding. The record is from RefSeq and is a predicted model, not a curated record. Gene Ontology annotation, cellular component: RNA polymerase II, holoenzyme. Gene Ontology annotation, biological process: mRNA 3'-end processing. Bases 1791 to 5981 code for a protein of 1396 amino acids. Lineage: Eukaryota; Metazoa; Chordata; Mammalia; Perissodactyla; Equidae.
GAUGUAUAUAUAAAUGGAUGAAUGGAUAUGUAUUUUUGAGAUCUAAUGGAAAUUUCUGACCUCAUCUUGGAGCAAGAGUGAUAAAUACUGUUUUUCUGGAGCAGAGUGAAAGCAGGAAGAGGUGCUAAGUGAUGGGUAGGGGAGAAGGGAACAAAUGAGUGUCCAUCUCUUAACCUUCAAUAGUAGAGUCACAAGAUAGACAGGUUGCCUCUGGUCUUGGCUGAGUAGUCUUAAUGGGAAAUCAACUCCUCAAACGGGUGCAUAUAUGAGAAUGUGUGUGUCAGGUGAAGUGGACAUGGAGAAUCCAAGGAGGAUGUCAUGGGUCAGUUUGUAAAGUGGAAUAGGAUUCAGGAAUUUAGCCUAUUUCCUCUCUACUAAUUAAAAAAAAAAAAAUCUUUUCUAAAAGACCAUGUGUAGUUUAUUUUUUUUUCCCCUAAGAAUUGGACUAGAUGUGGUUCUGUUUAAGCAUUUAAUGUUCUGGUUUGAUUUUAGGAGUAUUUGUGUCAGAAUAAGUAUCCAGUGAUGUCCAAAAUUCUUAACAUCUAUCCUUCAAUUUCAUGUUGCCUGUUCAGGACGUACUGGGAAUGGAUCGAACACAGGAGCCAUUAGAGCUCCCGUAACUGCCUGCUAGCUGGAACUUAGUAGGAAGUAGUGUUGGAGAAUAAAUACUUGACCAGAAGUUAGAACAUUCUCUUAUCAAACUAACUCUUUUAACAAAGUCAGGUGUUUCAGGUCCUGGAGUUCCAAUUUUAAGGCAGUAUUAGGGAGCACUAGGAUAAAAGGCAGAAAGAGACAAGAGACUGCAAAAGGCCUUAAGAAAAAUGAGUACAGCCUCUCUCCUUUUUUUAGAGAUAAGCAAACAAUAAGCCAGACAGGUGAGGUUCCUCAUUCCUGGAGAAGGGUGAACUCUGAAAGAAGCCUGCCUUGCCAGGACUCAGCAGUGGCGACUUUGGCUGCUUACCAGGAAUCAUCUCUGUAUCUGUGAGACUUGGGAGCUAGAGAAUUGAACUCGUUUUUGAUAUUUCUUGAUUUAAGCAAAUCCAGGGGAAAAAUUCAUUGUUAUAGAAAUAAGGGCUUUUACCUUUAUUAAAGGGUUUAUCACAAAUAUGUGUAUAAAUAACUUAUAUACAACUUCAAAAAUGUAUUGAUUGCAUAAGACCUAAAAGGAGUACUUAUACUAUAGUAUACUGUUGUUCAUUAUAAAGUACCCGUAAUGAGACUUAUUCUUGUCUUUAGCAAGUCUUUCAUUUCUCUGUGCCUUAGGGUAGGUUUUGUUGUUUAAUUUUCUUGACCCCCAUACUGUAUUGAGCAUUGUGCUCAGUAAGCAUUUCUUCUUUUAUCAGAACCACCUUAUGAGAAAAGCAGAUUUUAGAGUUGAGGAAUCUGAGGCUUAGAGUGAGUAAGUAAUUUGCCCAAAGGUUAUGGCUAGUGAUGGAGCUUAAUUUGAACCCAGGUUUCACUAGAGCUCAAACUUUUAGCCCAAAUAUAUGCUGCAUUCUUUGUGAAAUAAGGGGGUAGGGACAGAUGUGUUCUUUCAAAGGAGUGUUAUUCUCAGAAUAGUUCCUAUGUUGAGAUGCUGUUAUCACUUAAAAUACGUUGUGAAUUUUAGAACUUUCAUAAUCUGUUUCAAAUCAUGCAUAAUCAGCUAAUGGCAGUUAUUUGUCCUCUAACAGAGUUCUGGAAAGAAUUUUAAAAGUCAUUUGGAAUUUACGAUGGAGAAUAAAGUGGGAUGAUCAAGGGUAUGACACAAGCAGCAAUGACAUUGAGUUCCUGGGAGACACACAAAAUGCAUGCGAGCUGCCUAUCCCCACCGUUUGAAUCUCUUUUACCUUGCCAACGAUGUCAUACAGAACUGCAAAAGGAAAAACGCCAUCGUAUUUCGUGAAUCGUUUGCUGAUGUGCUUCCUGAAGCAGCUGCUCUAGUGAAGGAUCCAUCUGUCUCUAAGUCUAUAGAACGAAUCUUUAAAAUCUGGGAAGAUAGAAAUGUAUACCCAGAAGAAAUGAUUAUGGCAUUAAGAGAAGCUUUGAGUACCACUUUCAAAACUCAGAAGCAGCUGAAAGAAAAUCUGAACAAACAACCGAAUAAGCAGUGGAAGAAAUCACAAACAUCCACGAAUCCAAAAGCUGCUCUCAAGUCUAAGAUAGUUGCUGAAUUUCGAUCUCAGGCCCUCAUUGAAGAGCUGUUGCUGUACAAGCGCUCAGAAGAUCAAAUAGAAUUGAAGGAAAAACAGCUGUCAACAAUGAGGGUAGAUGUGUGUAGCACAGAAACCCUCAAAUGCUUAAAAGAUAAGACAGGUGGGAAGAAGUUCUCCAAAGAAUUUGAAGAAGCAAGCUCCAAGCUGGAGGAAUUUGUGAAUGGAUUAGAUAAGCAGGUGAAAAAUGGACCCUCACUAACAGAAGCACUGGAAAAUGCGGGAAUAUUUUACGAAGCACAGUACAAAGAAGUAAAAGUGGUGGCCAAUGCAUACAAAACCUUCGCCAAUCGAGUGAACAAUUUAAAGAAAAAGCUGGAUCAGUUGAAGUCAACUCUUCCAGAUCCUGAAGAAUCACCAGUCCCUUCCCCAAGCAUGGAUGCUCCCUCCCCGACUGGUUCUGAGUCUCCUUUUCAGGGAAUGGGAGGUGAGGAAUCCCAGUCACCAACUGUGGAGAGUGAGAAAUCUGCAACACCUGAGCCUGCAACAGAUAAUCGUGAUGUGGAAGACAUGGAACUCUCAGAUGUGGAAGAUGAUGGGUCAAAAAUCAUUGUAGAGGACAGGAAGGAAAAACCUAUGGAGAAGUCUGCUGUAUCCACUUCUGUACCUACAAAGCCAACAGAAAGUAUCUCAAAGGCCUCUUCGUGUACCCCAGUGCCUGUGACCAUGACAGCAACUCCACCUCUUCCAAAGCCUGUGAAUACUUCUCUUCUUUCCCCUUCCCCAGCAUUGGCUUUGCCAAACCUGGCUAAUGUGGAUCUGGCAAAGAUCAGUUCCAUCCUCAGCAGCCUGACAUCAGUCAUGAAAAAUACUGGGGUCAGUCCUGCAUCAAGACCUUCUCCAGGAACUCCUACAAGUCCCAGCAACCUCACCAGUGGCCUGAAAACACCCGCACCUGCCACGACCACAUCUCACAACCCUCUGGCAAACAUCCUCUCGAAGGUGGAGAUCACCCCAGAGAGCAUUCUGUCUGCUCUUUCCAAAACCCAGACGCAGUCGGCCCCUGCACUGCAAGGCCUGUCAUCUUUACUUCAGAGCGUUACUGGGAACCCAGUUCCAGCCUGUGAAGCUACAUCCCAGAUUACUUCAGCUUCCCCUGCCAGUACCACAGUCUCUAGCAUAAAAGGAAGAAAUCUGCCCUCCAAUACCCAAUCCUUUAUUCCCAAAAGCUUCAACUAUUCUCCUAAUUCAUCAACUUCUGAAGUGUCUUCAACUUCAGCCAGCAAGGCCUCAAUUGGGCAAAGCCCAGGGCUCCCAAGCACUACUUUCAAGCUCCCAUCCAACUCUCUGGGGUUUUCAGGUACUCACAAUACUAGCCCUGCUGUCCCACCUACUGAAGUUGCCAUGUGCCAAUCUUCAGAGAUCUCCAAACCAAAGCUGGAGUCCGAGUCCACCUCCCCAAGCCUGGAAAUGAAGAUCCACAACUUCUUAAAAGGUAAUCCUGGUUUCAGUGGCUUAAAUUUAAACAUCCCAAUCUUGAGCAGUUUGGGGUCCAGUGCCCCAGCAGAAAACCAUCCCUCAGACUUCCAGCGUGGCCCUACUAGCACGUCAGUCGACAACAUUGAUGGAACCCCUGUGCGUGAUGAACGGAGUGGGACACCCACCCAGGAUGAGAUGAUGGACAAGCCCACAUCCAGCAGUGUAGAUACCAUGUCCCUGCUUUCUAAGAUUAUUAGCCCUGGUUCCUCAACACCCAGCAGUACAAGAUCACCACCCCCUGGGAGAGAGGAAAGCUACCCCCGGGAGCUCUCCAGUUCUGCAUCUACAUAUCGACCCUUUGGCCUGGGGAGUGAAUCACCCUAUAAGCAGCCUUCUGAUGGAAUGGAGAGACCAUCUUCCCUGAUGGACUCUUCACAGGAAAAGUUCUAUCCAGAUACUUCUUUCCAGGAAGAUGAGGAUUACCGAGAUUUUGAGUAUUCAGGGCCUCCACCCUCUGCCAUGAUGAACCUAGAGAAGAAACCAGCCAAGUCUAUCCUGAAAUCAAGCAAGCUUUCUGAUACCACCGAGUACCAGCCAAUCCUGUCCAGUUAUAGCCACAGGGCCCAAGAAUUUGGGGUAAAGUCUGCCUUCCCUCUAUCUGUAAGGGCCCUCUUGGACUCUAGUGAGAACUGUGACCGUCUCUCAUCUUCCCCUGGGCUAUUUGGUGCCUUCAACAUAAGAGGGAAUGAACCUGGGUCUGACCGGUCACCAUCACCGAGUAAGAAUGAUUCAUUUUUCACCCCUGACUCCAACCACAAUAGCUUGUCUCAAUCUACCACUGGGCAUCUCAGUUUGCCACAGAAGCAGUACCCAGACUCUCCUCACCCAGUUCCACAUCGUUCCCUUUUCUCUCCGCAGAAUACCCUUGCCGCUCCCACGGGCCACCCACCCACAUCAGGCGUGGAGAAAGUCCUGGCCUCCACCAUUUCCACCACAUCGACGAUUGAGUUUAAGAAUAUGCUUAAAAACGCCUCACGAAAGCCCUCAGAUGAUAAGCAUUUUGGCCAGACUCCCAGCAAGGGCACUUCAAGUGAUGGUGUCAGUCUCUCAAACCUCGCCCAGCCCAGCUUGACCACCACUGAUCAGCAGCAGCAAGAAGAGCACUACCGCAUAGAAACCCGAGUCUCCUCUUCCUGCUUAGACUUGCCUGAUAGUACGGAAGAAAAAGGGGCCCCUAUAGAAACCUUGGGUUAUCAUAACGCAUCCAAUAGGAGGAUGUCAGGGGAGCCAAUACAGACCGUAGAGUCCAUCCGAGUUCCUGGGAAGGGAAAUAGAGGACAUGGGCGUGAGGCUUCAAGGGUGGGUUGGUUUGAUCUGAGCACCUCGGGCAGCUCUUUUGACAAUGGCCCCUCAAGUGCCUCUGAGUUGGCAUCCCUUGGGGGUGGGGGCAGCGGAGGCCUCACUGGCUUUAAAACAGCACCAUACAAGGAACGGGCACCCCAGUUUCAGGAAAGUGUCGGCAGCUUUCGUUCCAACAGUUUCAACUCAACAUUUGAGCAUCAUCUCCCCCCGUCCCCCUUGGAACAUGGGACACCCUUCCAGAGAGAGCCAGUGGGGCCAUCAUCUGCCCCACCUGCCCCUGCUAAGGAUCAUGGUGGUAUCUUCUCUCGAGAUGCACCCACUCAUCUACCCUCUGUGGAUCUUUCGAACCCCUUCACAAAGGAGGCAGCCCUGGCCCAUGCUGCCCCACCCCCUCCUCCUGGAGAGCACAGCGGAGUUCCUUUCCCCACUCCACCCCCUCCUCCACCCCCUGGGGAACAUAGCAGCAGUGGUGGGAGUGGUGUCCCCUUUUCUACUCCACCUCCUCCUCCACCCCCUGUUGACCACGCUGGGGUUGUACCCUUCCCAACCCCACCACUGGCAGAGCACGGAGUGGCAGGGUCCAUGGCAGUAUUUUCCAAGGACCGUAGUUCUCUCCUUCAAGGGACCCUGGCUGAGCAUUUUGGGGUGCUCGCAGGACCCAGGGACCAUGGGGGCCCUACUCAACGGGACCUCAACGGCCCUGGCCUUAGCCAUGUACGCGAGAGCCUGAGCCUACCCUCCCACUCUCUGGAGCACCUGGGCCCAGCUCAUGGAGGAGGAGGUGGGGGAGGCAGCAACAGCAGCAGUGGCCCCCCCUUGGGUCCCUCACACAGAGACGCCAUCAACCGGAGUGGUAUGAUUUUGCGGAAUCCCCGGCCAGACUUUCGGCCUAGGGAACCUUUUCUCAGCAGAGACCCGUUCCACAGUUUAAAGAGACCCAGGCCACCUUUUGCUAGGGGCCCUCCGUUCUUUGCACCAAAACGCCCAUUCUUCCCUCCCAGGUACUGAUGGAAACCAAGGGAAAGGCAUUCUGAACAGUCUAGAGAGCAUUGGAAGUAGGAGUUUGGUUUAUUAUUGUUGUUGUUUAUAUUUGUUUUCCCUCCUUUGACUUAUUUUCUUUUUAUUAUGACAAAGGGUCUCCCUUCCAAAUUAAAAAGUCAUAUAUGCUUACAUUUCACUAUUCCAUCCAGUCCUUCCUCCCACUGCAACUUACCUACCCUUCCCAAGUUGUUUGUAUUUUACAGGGGAGGGGGCAAAGAAACACAACCAAAGCCACUUCAUUUGGCUGGGGGUUUGAGGGGCGGGGAGGAAAACAAAUCUUAUUUCACCCCAUCUAUUGAAGAGUAUUAUUACAUUUGAAAUAAAACUUCCAUCAGUACAGAUAAUAACACGUGCAAUGUUGGGAUGUUAUUUUGGGCUUGGCUUAUCAAGUAGUCAAUGGAAAGAUUCCUGUCCCCUUCUCCAGCUAAGUAACUGCUGUAACCAGCUUGGCUCCCUUCCCUGUAUGCUCUCUGCCCUGCUAACAGCCAAGAGAUGUUGCAAGGGAGGAAAUGUGGGAGACCUUGGACCUGUCAAGUUUGUUUGUUUUUGUUUUGUUUUUAUUUUUAAAGGCAUGUCGAAGUUGAGUUCUUUACCUUUCUCCUGAAAUCUUAAUUUUAUUUUUAAUCACCCUCUUCUAAAGUACUAUCAGGCAGUAACUUUGGGGAGAUAAAAACCUCAUUGUAUCGUAGCAAAAAUUUUCCUCUUUAUCCUUGGAAUGAAAGAGAGGUGACUGGGUAUAAUUUCAAGGUUAAAAUAAGGAGUAAGUACAAAAUGGAGUUAGAGAAAGGAACCAUUAAUGGUGUGAUAUGACCUGCCCUUCCUUCAUAAACCAGAGAGAAUAAAGGGGAAACGUUUUCAAGGUAGUUUCACACGUCUUGCACCAAGCUCUUGCUUCCUGCUUUUCUUCUUGACUGACUUUUUCUCCCUCAGUUUUCACUUCUACUUUGACCAGAAAGAAAGUCACUACAGUUGACAGUUGCUACAAGGGGGCAACUGGAAUAUUAUCCCUGUAUUUUUCAUAGCAGUAGACAUUUUUACCGUGGUGCCUCCCUAAUGGGAGUGAGGUUUGGGGGCGGUCUUCAGCAAGGGUUAACUACCAGGGGAAGGCAAUUACUUGUCUUCAUCUUCCUUUUCCCCUUGCCUGGUCCCAUCUGCACCUCUGUUGUUGGUAUUUCAGAGGAGGAGGUUCAAUAGCAUUUUCUUUAUAUUAUACCUCUCUAGAUAUGUCUUAGUGACAAGUGGGUAUUACCAUACAUAUCUCUACAGAGAAACAGGAAGACCUGAUAAAUCCAAACUUACCCCACUCUACAGAUAGCCUGUCCCAUUUCAAGGCUCAAGCCUUAUUUUCACCUCCCACUCCCAAUAGGAAAUAAGGUUUCUACCCUUAGUCAUUUUACAUGAGAAAGAAGUGCUUUUCUUCUCCCUGAACUGAAAGACUUCUUGUUUGUAUUUCUACAACUAGUACUGGGAAAAAGACAAUCACUGCACUUUGCGUGUUUAUAUCUUUCUAUCUAGGGACACUGAAAAGCAAAUGUUACUUUACUACAUUUUUUAUUUAGUGUCUUGCCCUAAGGUACACACUGGUAAUCCCCAGCUAGAUGAGUAAAACGAUACGUGUUGAGUUGAGUGUUUUAGGGAAUCUCGGCAAGUUUCCUCUGUUCUUCCAAGUUAGUGUAGAACUAACUCUAGGAAGUACGGGGAUUACUAUUGUAGAGCGGACAAUGUAGUGACGAAGAUGAUUGUCUCCGAAUAAACUUGCUUUGCAGAUACAAAACAGCUUAAACCAGUGUGUGUCAUAGUUUGGGAGUUUUUUGUAAUUUAUUCCAUGUUAUUUAUUUGGGCUCGCCAUGUGUUCUGUGGUUAGGAUGCUGCAAGUUAUUCAUCUUCCUAAUGCAUUUCUGGUCUUAAGCCAACUGUUCUUUCUUUGACCCUCUCAAGCGUCUCUGUCCUGUAGUUCUCCCCACGAAAAUGCAUGAUACCAUGACCUUGUAUGUGGGAUGGGGGUAUAUAGUGUAGCAAAGCCAAGAAACAAUAUAGUUAUAUUGAGUCCUAAGACAUUUGUUUAGGGAAAAGUGUGAGAGAGUGAGGGUGGGGGGAGGGGGAGGGAGAGUUCUAUUUGACUUAAAACUGAAAUUGAUUUUUUUUUUGCAGAAAUUAAGUGGGAUGUUUUUCAUUCUAGAAUAAAAGAAUGUGAAUUCUUUCUGCUGCUCUUGUUUAAGCUAAGUAGUGUUUACUUGAAAAGGCUCUCUGACCAUUUGAUUUUAUGAGAAAAUGUAGGGAUGUCAGGAAAGUGGCUUCCUGAAUGUUGGGGUAGGGUAAUUGCCCUCAAAAGCAUGAUGGCUAAUACGCGAAGGAAAGACCUUGUUGUACAGUUUAUAAGAUGGACUUUUAAGGGUUGGUUUUUUUGUGGGGUGUUUUGUUUUUUAAGCCACAGAAUCCUCAAUGCGUUUGUUGCAGGCUGAAAAUGAGGAUUUGUAUGUGACUGUCAGCUGUUAACUUUAAGGAAAUCUGUCUACAGCAGUAAAUGAAGAUGACAAUGUAUAUAUGUGAUAUAGUGAAACAAAAAAACAAUUCUGAUAUUCAUAACAUUGAAACAAAGGGGUUUUAUUCUUUCUGUGUCUGUGAUUUAAAACUCCAUGCCCAUGCUCUGACUUUUGUAUUUCAACCUGAGUUUAAAAAAAUAAACAAGAUAUUUUUUAAAGAAAGCAUAACAUAGUGUGUCUUGGCAAGGACAUGAUUCAUAUGAAAGCAAAAUAAUGUGAAGUUGUUACUAAGGACCUUGGUGCUCACUGUAAAAUCACAGACAGAGAAUUGGUGGGAGUCGUGAAUACACUGGUACCACUUACAACUCAGUGACACAGUAUCAGAAAUUGAGUCCUUCAGUAUUUUGUAAGAGUUCACUUUCAGUCAAGCGUAGAUGAGAGCUCUCUCCCUGCACCCCUCUGCCCUCCCAACGGCUGAGAGUAAAUAGAACUUGGUUUGAUUCCAGGGAGGGUAAAAUGAUCAGAGAGUAGGACUUUUAUCCUUUCCGAUCCCAGGAAUACAAUGUUUGUGGUAUAUAUGGUACAGCAAACCUGUUUA